AUGGAAGUUUGCGCGCCUCUCAAAUCCGAUAGUAGAUUAAAGCACCGUCGUUUGACUGUUCUUAGGUUUAUAAGGGGUGUGAUAUGUUUGGUGGUGUUUCUUUCAACAGCUUUCAUAUGUUUAGUAUAUCUUUCGCCGCUUGCAGUCGUAGGAUUGCGGCUUUUCAGUGUUCGUUAUAGUAGGAAGGCGGUGUCAUUCUUCUUUGGACUUUGGUUAUCUAUGUGGCCGUUUCUUUUUGAAAAGAUAAACAAAACUAAAGUUGUGUUUUCUGGCGAUAGUAUUCCGAUGAGGGAACGUGUGUUACUUAUUGCCAAUCACAGAACUGAGGUUGAUUGGAUGUACUUGUGGGAUCUUGCGCUUCGUAAGGGAAGACUAGGGUUUAUAAAAUAUAUCCUUAAGAGUAGCUUAAUGAAAUUGCCGAUUUUCGGUUGGGGAUUUCAGAUUCUGGAAUUCAUUGCAGUGGAGAGGAAGUGGGAGAUAGAUGAGAAAAUAUUGCAACAAAAUCUUUCAACUUUUCAGGAUCCCAAAGAUCCUUUAUGGCUAUCGAUUUUUCCUGAAGGAACCGAUUAUACUGAAAAGAAGUGUAAAAGUAGUCAAAAGUUUGCUGCUGAAGUUGGGCUUCCUGUGCUGACGAAUGUAUUACUUCCAAAAACAAAGGGGUUUCACACUUGCUUGGAAGCUCUUCGAGGCUCAUUGGACGCAGUAUACGAUGUGACAAUUGCAUACAAGAAUCAGUGUCCUUCCUUUCUGGACAACGUUUUUGGUCUUGAUCCUUCAGAAGUACACAUGCAUAUUCGUCGUAUUCCUGUAGAUGAGAUUCCAGUUUCAGAAACAAAAGCAGCAUCUUGGCUAAUGAAUACAUUCCAAAUCAAGGACCAAUUGCUCUCUGAUUUCAAGAUUCAAGGCCAUUUCCCCAACCAACUUAAUGAAGAGGGAAUCUCUACAUUCAAGUGCCUUCUCACUCUGACCUUGAUAGUUUCUUUUACUGCCUUGUUUACAUAUUUUACGUUUUUUUCUCAUAUCGGCUUCAAGUUGUAUGUAGGUCUAUCUUGUGCAUAUCUUUCUAUUGCAACGCGCUUCAAAAUUCAAUUGAUGCCUUUAACAGAUUAUGUUCAUGCAUUCUAUAACAACAAGAAACAAAAGAAUGGAUAG
This is a messenger RNA of Lathyrus sativus (Indian pea), 1152 nucleotides long. The record is from the annotation of a GenBank genome assembly. Lineage: Eukaryota; Viridiplantae; Streptophyta; Magnoliopsida; Fabales; Fabaceae.